GUGACACCGGCCCUGGGCGAGGCGGUGUCUGGGCUCAGGCGGGGACAGUUUCUGCCCCGGAACGGAGGCAGCGCGUCCGGAGUUUCCGGGGAUCGGGGGCGUCGCACCGCCGCGCCCCGCCUCUGGCCGGCCACGUCUCGCCGAAGCUCCGGGUCCGCGCUGGGUUUCAUGAUGUUGGUUUGUUUAACUGCAAGCCAUGUAUGAGACUUUAAAAUUUGCCCUGGAAAUGGAAUACAGAGUGAGGUCCUUCCUGGGAGCUCUGGGCUGUUGCUAAUGGCAGAAACUGUGCGCAUUCCGGGGUCACUUGUAGCCCUUCACUGUCUGCUCAUCCUGGGCCAUCCUGACCAUGGAUGGUGUGUCAGCCGAGCACGAUGGCCUCUUGGAGGACAGACCCAGCAGCGACACCUCAGCUCACCCCGAGGCCCUCCUGACUGCCCUGGACUCACUGGCACUGCCUGACCAGCCGGAUGAAGUCCAGUGUGCCAGUGUUGAGGUAAACAGAGCUUCUGAGGAAGUAGGACGUCUGGACGCACCUGGGCAGGGGCAUCUCUGCCAGAAUGGAUCCACUCCACAGUUCCCAGACUCGCCAUUAUCUCUUGAUCCCGCCAUAAGCCCAGUGGGUCCUGAUGCCUCUCCAGGUGUGGCUGGUUUCCAUGACAACCUAAGGAAGUCCCAGGGAACUAGUACUGAGGGCAGUGUUAGAAAAGAAGCUUUGCAGUCUCUCAGACUCAGUCUUCCCAUGCAAGAAACGCAACUGUGCUCCACAGCAUCUUCACUAUCCCUGGAGAAAGAGGAACAGGUCCGAAUCCAGGCCCGGAAGCGCCUGGAAGAGCAGCUUCAGCAGUACCGUGUGAAGCGCCAGCAAGAGCGGUCCAGCCAACCUUCAACAAAAAUGAGACUCUUUAGCACUCUUGAUCCUGAGCUCAUGUUGCACCCAGAAAACUUGCCAAGGGCUAGUACCGUAGCUAUGACAAAAGAAUACUCCUUCCUACGCACCAGCGUCCCUCGGGGGCCCAAGGUGGGCAGCUUAGGGCUGCUGACACAUGCCAAGGAUAAAAAGAGUUCCAAAUCAAGCAAAAUCCGGUCUCUGGCUGAUUAUAGAACUGAAGAUGGAAGUGGUUCCAGUGGCCUUGCUCCUGCUGCCAACUCUGUUGGGAGCUCCCUGAAGCAGAGCAGGGGCAGCACCUCAAUAGUGUCUGAGGUCAGCCCAUCUCCUGAGACUGAUGGCCGUCUUGAGAAUGCCUCACUGACUGGGGACAGUGUGUCGGAGGCCGAUGGAAAUGAGAGUGACAGCUCCUCACAUAGCAGCCUCUCCACCCGCGGGACCUGCCUGGGGAACAUAGUGGUCAUGCAGGGACCUGCCUACUUGGUCAAUGGCCAGGAGAUUGCCACGGAGGCUCUGGGCCAGUUCCCUUCUAUUAAGGAUGUCCUCCAGGCUGCGGCAGCCGAGCACCAAGACCAGGGUCAGGAGGUCAACGGGGAGGUGCGAAGCCGCAGAGACAGUAUCUGCAGCAGUGUGUCCAUGGAGAGCUCCCUUGCUGAAGCACAGGAUGAAAUGUUGCAGGUUCUUAAAGAAAAAAUGAGGCUUGAAGGACAGCUGGAGGCUUUAUCACUAGAGGCCAGUCAGGCACUUCAGGAAAAGGCAGAGCUGCAAGCCCAGCUGGCCGCCUUGCGCACCAGGUUACAGGCCCAGGUGGAGCGUAGCCAUAGCAGUCAGCAGAAGCAAGACUCCCUCAGCUCUGAGGUGGACACUCUGAAGCAGUCCUGCUGGGACCUGGAGCGGGCCAUGACUGACCUGCAGAACAUGCUGGAAGCCAAGAAUGCCAGCCUAGCUUCCUCAAACAAUGACCUACAGAUGGCAGAGGAACAGUAUCAGAGAUUGAUGGCCAAAGUUGAGGACAUGCAGAGAAGCAUCCUCAGCAAGGACAACACAGUGCAUGACCUCCGACAGCAGAUGGCGGCCCUGCAGAGCCAGCUCCAGCAAGUGCAGCUGGAGCGCACAACGCUGACCAGCAAGCUGCAGGCGUCACAGGCUGAGAUCGCCUCUCUGCAGCAUGCCCGGCAGUGGUACCAGCAGCAGCUGGCCCUGGCCCAGGAGGCACGGGUCAGGCUGCAGGGUGAGGUGGCCCACAUCCAGGUUGGACAGAUGACCCAGGCUGGCCUUCUGGAGCACCUGAAGCUUGAGAAUGUAUCCCUAUCCCAGCAGCUGACAGAGACACAGCACAGAUCCAUCAAGGAGAAGGAGCGCAUAGCUGUGCAGCUCCAGAGCAUCGAGGCUGACAUGUUGGAUCAGGAAGCAGCCUUUGUGCAGAUUCGGGAAGCAAAGACAAUGGUGGAGGAAGAUCUCCAGAGGAGGCUGGAAGAGUUUGAGGGUGAACGAGAACAGCUACAGAAGGUGGCUGACUCAGCAGUGGCCUUGGAGCAGCAGCUGGAACAGGUGAAACUGACUCUACAGCAGCGAGACCAGCAGCUUGUGGCACUGCAGCAGGAGCACCUGGGCCUUGUAAAACAACUCACUGCAGCACAGGAGACCCUGCAAGCCCGGGAACAGUCCCUCAAUGAGCUACAUACCCGCCACGAUGAGCUACAGGCACAGCUGGAGGAGCUGCAGGGGGAGGCUGCCACCAGGGAGGACACAGUCCGCUUCCUGCAGAAUGAAAAGAUUGUCUUAGAGGUGGCUCUUCAGGCAGCCAGGAGUGGUGAGGAGGAGCUUGACCGAGGAACAAGGCACUUGGAAGAAAGCACCAAGGAAACGUCAGGACUUUUAGAGCAGCUGAGACAAGAGCUGGCCAUCAAGUCCAGCCAGGUGGAGCACCUGCAGCAGGAGACGACCUCCGUGAGAAAGCAGACCCAGAAGGUGAAGGAGCAGUUCCUUCAGCAGAAGGUGAUGGUGGAGGCCUACCGGCGGGAUGCUUCCUCCAAAGACCAGCUCAUCAGUGAGCUGAAGACCACAAAGAAGCGGCUGGACUCAGAGAUGAAGGAGCUGAGGCAGGAGCUAAUCAGGCUGCAGGGGGAAAAGAAGGCCGUGGAGGCAGAGCACUCACAUUUGAAGAAGGAGGUGUCCAUGACCCACCAGCAGAUGGCUGACCUCCAGGAGCACCUCCAGUCAGCGCAGAAGCAGCAGGAUGAGAUGGAGACACGCCUGCAGUCUUUGCAGUUCAACAAAGAGCAGAUGGUCACUCUUACAGAGGCCAAUGAGGCGCUAAAGGAACAAAUAGACGUGCUGCAGCAAGAGGCCAAAAAGGCCAUCACAGAGCAGAAGCAGAAGAUGAAACAACUGGGCUCAGAUCUGACCAGUGCCCAGAAGGAAAUGAAGAACAAACACAAAGCUUAUGAGAAUGCUGUGAGCAUCCUCAGCCGCCGUUUGCAGGAGGCUCUGGCUGCCAGAGAGGCUGCAGAUGCAGAGCUGAGCCAGCUCAGAGCCCAGAGCACCAGCGGUGGCAGUGACCCUGUCCUACAUGAGAAGAUCCGGGCCCUGGAGGUGGAGCUGCAGAGUGUAGGCCACAGCAAGUUGCUAUUGGAAAAGGAGCUUCAGGAGGUGAUUGCCAUGACAAGCCAGGAGCUGGAGGAGUCCCGGGAGAAGGUGCUAGAGCUGGAGGAUGAGCUUCAAGAGUCCAGAGGCUUCAGAAAGAAGAUAAAGCGCUUGGAAGAGUCAAAUAAGAAGUUGACUCUCGAGCUGGAACAUGAAAGAGGGAGGCUUACAGGCCUCGGGCAGGCCAACGCGGCCCUGCGGGAGCACAACAGCAUCUUGGAGACAGCGCUCGCUAAGAGGGAGGCCGACCUGGUGCAACUGAACCUCCAGGUGCAGGCAGUUCUGCAGCGCAAAGAGGAAGAAGACCGCCAGAUGAGGCAGCUUGUCCAGGCCCUGCAGGCCUCUCUGGAUAGAGAAAAGCUGGAAGUGAGCAGCCUCAAGGAGCAGGUGACUGCUGUCAAGGUGGAAGCAGGCCAUAACCGCCGCCACUUCAAGGCAGCCACCCUGGAGCUCAGCGAGGUGAAGAAAGAGCUGCAGGCCAAGGAGCACCUGGUACAGACUCUGCAGACUGAGGCUGCUGAGCUGCAGAUUCGGGAAGGAAAACAAUCCCAGGAGAUAGCACAGUUCCAGGUGAACCUGACAGAGGCCCGCACCCAGCUCCAGCUCCUGCAGCAGCAGCUGGAUGAGCAGCUGAGCCAGCAGCCUGCAGGGAGCCAAGAGAUGGAAAAUCUCAAGUGGGAACUGGAUCAGAAGGAGCGGGAGCUCCAGUCCUUGAAGCAGCAGUUGGACCUAUCAGAACAGCAGGGAAGGAAAGAACUGGAAGGAACACAGCAGCUGCUACAGAAUAUCAGAUGUGAGCUGGAGAUGGUGCAGGAAGACCUGUCUGUGACUCAGAAGGAUAAAUUCAUGCUCCAAGCGAAAGUGUCUGAGCUAAAAAACAACAUGAAGACUCUGCUUCAGCAAAACCAGCAGCUCCACCAGGAUCUUCGCCGAGGUGUGGCCAAGAGGAAAGAACCGAAGAGUGAAGCCAGCCCCUCCAGCCCAGCAACACCCAUCAAGAUCCCCGACUGCCCUGUCCCAGCCUCGCUGCUCGAAGAGCUGCUGAGGCCUCCGCCUGCCGUCAGCAAGGAGCCCCUUAAGAACCUGAACAGCUGUCUGCAACAGCUCAGGCAGGAGAUGGACAGCCUGCAGCGGCAGAUGGAGGAACACACCAUCACUGUGCAUGAGUCGUUGUCUUCCUGGACCCAGGUGGAAUCCCCCCCAGGAGAGCACAUCCACCUGCGAGGAGAUACCCAGCAGCAGGGUUGUGGCAGAGCACCCAGAGAAGGCCUGCAGCAGUGACCACCCACACCAUUGAGCUGUGUGCUCUGCAUUUUCCUGAGAGACAAAAUUUUAAGUUUUGCUUUUGUCUUUAACAGGGAGUAAACUAACAGAAUAAGAGCCAAGGAUUAGAGAAAUAGCCAUUGGAAACCACAGCUAGCUUUUCCCAUGAAAUGACCAAAUCUUAGCCCCUUAAGUUUAGAGCUCGGGAGGGAAUUUCUUGGUGUCCAUCUCACAAACUUUGUGCAGGAGAAGAUGUCACUGAGCGUGGCGGAUGUUCACACCCCAGCCCAUUGCUGGCGGACACUUUCGGGCGGGGAUGUCAGGGCAGCAGCGCCAGGCACCUGCAUAGCUCUUCUCCAUCCCGCCUAACAAGAGCUUUAUUUACUUUCCUGUUGCACUUUUGGCUUUCUAGUUCUUUUUUUUUUUUUCAAUAGCCAUCCCACCAUAGGAUGUGUGUAUAAGCCCUGAAAGUCAUAAUCUUGUAAAAGCAUAUGCAUAUAUUAUUUAAGAAAGACCUGAUUAUCCUUUUAUUGAUUGCCGUUUGAAAAUUUGCUGUUGGGAAACAAUGUACAUGUAGGAUUUAGGGUUGUCCAUUAAAAAACUGUAUUUUAAGAAGUAUAUUUUUAUUUACUGUACCUUCUAAAGCCAAAAAUUCUUGCACAGAAUAGAUUCUUUGAGCUGGGUGUGGUGACACAUACCUGUAAUCUCAGCACUUGUAAGGCUGAAGCAGGAGAAUCGCCUCAAGUUUGAGGCCAACCUGGGCGACAUAGUCUAGGCCAGCCCAAACUACUUAGAGGCCCUGUCUCGAAAAGAAAUCAUCCUUUGUUGUUUUAUUUUCACUUUUUUUUUUCUGGGCAUUCUUCCUUCCUGCCCAGUCUCUUCAUCAGUUCACAACACUGGCCUGUUGGACUGCUGGCCCAGCAUGGUCCACCUUGGCUAACUAACUACUGAGUAGGUAAAGCAAGGCUGCCAAGGUCCCCGCACUGACCUGUCAUAUGGGGAGCACAGGGUAUGGGAGGAAGCGAGGGAGAGGGGACCUGACCCUCGUGUAGGCGGUAGGCCUUCUGUCAUGGAGUUCCCCAAGGCCUGUGAUGUGCAUGCCAGUGUCAUGUGGAGUCAGCCGUGGUGUCUGGAAGAUGCUUGCCAGGCCUCAGGGCGAGGUUACUGCCGUCUCCUCAGAACAGAGGCUCGAAGUCUGAGGCCUUGUUUAGGAUUGGCACCACCUGUGGCGGUCUUCCUGGGAUGUGUUUCCCAUCUGAGGUCCUAAUGCUGCAGACUCCGCUAGGAGAGAUGAGGUCUUUAAAUCCCUACUCCCCCAUCCCUGAUUUACUAGGAAAAUCUAAAGUAAUACUUACUAUUGCAAGUUAGAAGGAAGAGGGAGGGAGGUCCAAUACCCUAUGAAAUGAAGUGCUAGAGUUACUGAUCAGUCCCAGUGUGCUGUUAGUAGAUUGCUUAUAUCUGGUUUGUGGAGAAAACAGGCGUUUUUAAGCUGUUUGUGCUCUUUGUAAUAUAUUGUUAGAAGGUUAAUUGAUAUGGUUAAAGUAGCAUUAACCACAAAAAUGUUUGGUGUUUUUAAAAAAAUUCCCUAGCAAGUAUUGUAAUUUCUUAAAUGUAUAUACCAUUUGUACAGGGUUAAUCUUGAAAUAACACUUGAAAACUUCAUUAUAAAUAUAUCCUACUCUUUAUCUAAGUUGGACAUUGUUUUUGACUAAAUUGUUCUUGUACCAUUAGAAAAGAGAAAUGAUAAUUUGCUUUCUUAUUUAUUUUGGUUAUGUUAUCUUUUGAGUCCUAUACCAGGAAGUAACCCUUGGGCACAUUCUUUGGCAGAGCUGCCUUCUCAAGACCUCUGUGCUUUCCUCUGACGAAGAGCAGGCUACCCUGACUCCUCCCUUCAGGAAGAGCAGCCCCUCUGUUCUGCACCCCUCCACCCCCCAGCCUGUGCCAAGCCAUUGCCCAGCCCACCUGAUUGGAAGAGCCUGGCUCUUCUGGUCCCAUCCCCUGGCUGGCUGUGUGUGUUGGUUUUGCACACGCCUGCAGUGCUGACCCUGAGGCCCUGUGCCCAAGCUGGCACUUCCAGUCAACUCUGCAAAGUCACCUUAAAGAGAGCUUAGGUUUAUAAAUGACCCGCUUUUGAUUUUUAUCUCUAGGGGACUGUAUGCACCUCUGCCCCCAGAGCUAGAUUCUUCCAUGACUUCCGUGGCUGUGCUUGUGGGCAGAAGCAGGAGUUUGGGGAUUCACUGUGGGAGGCCAGUCAGGCCUGGAGCAGCACUGUGUGAGACAGCUUUCCACUGCACUGUGUGUGCACGUGACUUGCGCAUACCCUGUCAUCACCCAUUUCAGGGAGUAUUGGCUUGGACACUUACGAUGUCAUUACUUGUUUUUCUCCUCUUCAGGAGAAAAUUAUUUCAAUGUGGUUUCCAUCAAGUUGUUUGUUUGUUUUCAUGGUAUAUGUCAGGUCAAUGCCACAGAUCUCACAGAUUUAUACACCUUUGUUCUACUCCUUGGAAGAAGUAACAGACAGUGUUUUCAAAAGAAUAUGAAACUGUACUCAGGCCUGGUUCCAAAGGACAGGAUUGACCUCCUAAGAAGACAGUAUAGACACAUGAGGAAGCUUGUAUUAAAACUUUCUCGGGGCCGGGGAGAUGGCUCAGUAGAAUAAGCGCUUCCCUGGCAAGCGCAAGGGUCUGAGUUCAAUCCCUGGU
Messenger RNA from Octodon degus (degu), 7497 nucleotides. It is a transcript of the gene Golga3, whose product is annotated as golgin A3. NCBI's taxonomy places the organism in Eukaryota, Metazoa, Chordata, Mammalia, Rodentia, Octodontidae. Bases 347 to 4813 code for a protein of 1488 amino acids. The record is from RefSeq and is a predicted model, not a curated record. The transcript is spliced from 24 exons.